This is a messenger RNA of Zophobas morio, 1946 nucleotides long. RefSeq lists its product as uncharacterized. The record is from RefSeq and is a predicted model, not a curated record. The coding region runs from base 319 to 1677 and encodes 452 amino acids. The transcript has 4 exons. NCBI's taxonomy places the organism in Eukaryota, Metazoa, Arthropoda, Insecta, Coleoptera, Tenebrionidae.
UAACUGAAAAGAAUUUUACCGUUUAUUGUCAGUGUUUUUCCGGUGCGUUUUAAUUUGUAUAAUGUGUGGAAAUUUGUAAAACUUUUGACAGAGACGCAAAAUUUAAGGAGAAUUCUAGAAUUUUUCUUCGUUUCAUGCUAAAAAUUGAUAACGUGUGUUUUGUUGGUGGCCUAUAGCACUAAAACGUAUCAAACAAAUCAACUGGAGCAGAAAUCCAACAUUGGCGUCGACUUGUCUGAAGGAAAAGUGGAGGCAAUUUUUAAACGAAUUGCAGAACUGAAUUCAUGUGUUUAUGUGUAAUUUUUUUUGCUGAAUGUUAUGGGGAACUCGAUCUGGUCUAGGGACGAAAUAACACUAUAUUCGGAGGCCCACAAACUGCAGAUUACCAUACGUUUUUUGUGCAUCGAAAUCUCUUACGAAAUCCGCAGAUUUUCGUUCCUUGAUGACGCUUGUAAAAGAGCAGACGUGGAACACAUAUGCAAACUUUUAAUCGCCAAACCCGACCCCCACGCACAUAGAUAUGCUGGCUUCUUAUCUGGGUUUUCCUUAGAAGAGCUCCAAAAACACGAAAACUGCGAGCUACUGCUAGACAUUGUUUUCCCGUACGCUUUCGAGGAUGAUUGUGCCGUCACGUUCAAAACCAUGAUCCUGGCGAUGUGCUGGAACUCCUCGUUCUUCUCGCGCCUCAUGGCAGUCGUCAAAAAAGUGACUUACAACAACGCCGCACUGAAUUGCUUCUGUCGCCAUUUCGACCUCUUGAUAAAAAAACACUUAAUAAUUUUCUUGGACAAGUUCGAACACGUCGUGAAAGCCGCAAUCGACAAGAACUUCUUUUAUAGGAUAAAACUCCCAUCUCGUGUGUCCGACACCAACAUGGAUCAAUAUCUGGAAAUUAUAGACAUGGUUUUGUCCCGGGAGUGUCUUUGUCGUGAACUCAUACACGCCAAAAGGGAAGUCGUUAGAGUUCCUUCCUAUAUAACCGACCCAGAAUUCACCAACAACACCAUCACGCAGUUCAUCGCGUCGUUCAGCUCCGUCUUCGACGAAGACGAAAUCACGAAGAGGGUUCUCCUGAUGGUGUCUUAUGACCUCCGCGUGACUCUCCACGACCUCAACUUCGUCUAUUAUAAAUACGGUUACAACGAUUUGUUCCGGAUUUUGUUGCACAUGGACGUGUACGAUAACGUGAGCUCGAAAGAACUGCUGUCGGUGAUGGUUUAUCUACAUUAUAAACCAGGAGUGGACUUCCACGACCCGAAAUUUAUCCAGUGUUUGAAACACCACGCUGGUGUCGCGCCUGUGGUUGUCCACGAUUCUGACGUCCAUUUCGAGAAUGACUCCAAAGUGUACGAGAAGUUCAAACUCAGAGAGUUAGAAACGGUUUUGUGUAAUAAGACGAAUUCGCUGGAUACGCUUUUCGAUUAUUUCAACCAAGAGGAACUGAAGGAGUUGUGUUUGGGUUUAUGCGAAAGGAAAAACUUCGUGGAGAAAGUGAUGAGGCUGCCGAGGGUUUGCUCUUUGGUGGAAUUGAGCAGAAAUGUUGAGACAAGAUUGAUUGUGGAGGGACUUGGUGUGUCGACUGCGAAGGAAUUCCUCACAGUUUUGAACGGACUUCGUGUUGACAAGACGGCGAAAAGUGUUUUGGCUUUGGAGAGGAAAAUAUAUCAGCGCGAGUAAGCGAGCGAAGCGAGCAAUACGACAGCGUUCGCACUUUUAUGUAUCCAAAAUGUUUGAUUAUAUUUGUAAGCUGUUGUUAUGUAGCCCUGGAGAGCACUAAAUCUAAAGUCGGGGCCUUAAUGGUAACAGAUGAACUCUAUAUGGGUUGUAUCUAAAGUGUUUCAAUAGUGUGCCUAAAAUUUAGAUACGUUUGAAUUUUUAAAGUUAAAAAAAAAAGUUUUAUAGGGUUUUCUGCAUUUUGCUGUAACAUUUUAUUGUUGUUAUAUAAA